This is a messenger RNA of Eimeria necatrix, 3807 nucleotides long. RefSeq names its product enterophilin-2L, putative. The record is from RefSeq and is a predicted model, not a curated record. Bases 1 to 3807 code for a protein of 1268 amino acids. The transcript has 7 exons. NCBI's taxonomy places the organism in Eukaryota, Apicomplexa, Conoidasida, Eucoccidiorida, Eimeriidae.
AUGACCGCUUUGAGGCCCCCUCAACUCUCCGUCAACUCCGACUCAGAAGGGCCUCAGGGGGCCCCCCUUGCUGCUUCCUUGUUGUAUGAGAGCCCCUCCAAUGCGAGGGCCCGGGGGGGGGCCCCUGCAGCAGCAGCAGCAGCUGCUGCUGCUGCUGCUGCUGAGAAGACAGAGAUGCAGCAGGGCGCCGCGCAGAGACAGCAGAUGCUUCUCCACAGGCAGCAGCAGCAGCAGCUGCAGCAGCAGCAGCUGCAGCAGCAGCAGCUGCAGCAGCAGCACAGGCCGGGCGCAGUCCUCAGGGCCUCUCUAGCGCCGCGGCGCAGCAGCGACCCCCAAAACGGCAGCAGCAGCAGCAGCAGGAGCAUGCCUGCUGCUGACGGGUGGAGAGCAGCAGCAGCAGCAGCAGCAGCAGCAGACACAGACUCAGAAAGCUACCAAUCCUCAGACUCUGAGGGGGGCCCCCCACACCACUGGGGGCCCCCCGCAUCUGCAAGGGGCCCCCACUGGCCUCCCUACAGCUCCCAGCAGCAGCAGCAGCAGCAGCAGCAGCAGCAGCAGCAGCAGCGGGCAGCGCUGCUGCGCAGCAAGUCCUUCUCUGCGGGAGUGGCCCGCAGGCGACACGAGGACUCUUCGUUUGCUGCUGCUGUUGCAGCAGAGCAGCAGCAGCUGCUGCUGCAGGCAGCAAAGCAGCGGGGCGCAGAGUACCCACAGGGGCCCCUGCGGCGGCAGCGGGGGCCCCCCUUCCCGAGGAGAGCGAGCUGCAGCAGCAGCAGCAGCUGCAGCAGCAGCAGCAGAAGCAGCAGCAGCAGCAGCAGCAGCAAAAUGGACAGACGCAGCAACGGAGAAAGCCCUGGAAGCUCUCUGGGCUUCUUCUCUUCUUCAGAUCUCGAGUCCGAGGGGGGCCCCCCGAGGGGCCCCCCGAGGGGGGCCCCCAGGGGGCCCCCUAGGGGGGCCCCCAGGGGGCCCCCUAGGGGGGGCCCCCUGGGGGGCCCCCACAAGGGCUGGCGGGAGCUGCUGGCUGAGAGGCAAAGGGCUAUGGAGCUGCAUAUGCAGCAGCAGCAGCAACUAGUGCAGCAGCAGCAGCAGCAGCAGCAGCAGCAGCAGCAACAAAUGGCGCAGCAGCAGUGCAGAGCUAGGUGGGGGGCCCCCAGGGAGUCCCCGGGGCCCCCGGGGCCCCCGGGGGCCCCCGGGGCCCCCGGGGGCCCCCAGGGUACUGAAAACGUACCCCAAGGAUCUGCCCAGGGGGGCCCCUUUGCUGCAGCAGCAGAACGAGCUGCUGCUUCGGAAGGAAGCAAAAAGCAGCAGAAAAAAAGAAAGGAAAAGAGCUCGAAGAAGAAAAGCAGCAAAGAGACUGGGACUGCAGCAGCAGCAGCAGCAGCAGCAACCACUGCUGCUGCUGCUGCUGCUGCCGGUGGGGAUGUCUGGGCAGCAGCAGCUCGCGACGCCGCAGCAAGGCCGCAGGCCCCGCAGCUGCAGCAAGGCCCUCCGGGGGCCCCUCUUCCGCCCCUCUUCCCGUGUCUCCUGCUGCAGUUUUUCCUUUUGCUGCUUGGCCUCCGGGGGCCCCUCCCUUUUAUGCUGCUGCUGCUUUUGCUGCUGCAGCAGCAGCAGCAAGAGGGAUGUCGACGCGUCAGCCAGACAGUGCGUGAUUUUGUUCUCGCGCAGCAGCAGCAGCUGCUGGCAGCACAAAGAGAACUGCAGCAAGCAAAAGACGAGCUGAAGCAGGAAAAGGAGAAAUCUGAGGGUCUUGAGAAACAACUACAGGAGCAGCAGGAGAACCAGAAGCAGCAGCAGCAGCAAAUCGAGGAGCUGCAGCAGCAGCUGCAGGAGCAGAAGAAGAAGGCCGACGAGCUGGCCACCUGCCGCACAGCAGCAGAAAUGCGAGUGCAGCAGCAGCAAGAGUCUCUCGAAGCAAUUGUGAAGCUGCAGGAGGAGACGCAGCAAACCAGGCAGCAGGAAAAAGACAAAUACCUCGCCGAGAAGGAGCAGCUCCAGGUGAAGAUAAAGGACUUGGAGGGGGACUUGGCCUUUGCCCGCGACCAGCUGCUGGUGGCCAGAGAAAGCCUUAUUGCUGCUCGGCAGAAGCAGCAAGCAGCAACAGACGCACACGAGCAAGACCUCAAGGCCCUCCAGUCCUACCGCAAGGCCAACGAGGCCCUGAAGCAAGAUUUGAAGUUUGUUAAAACCCUAAAUUUGUCUCUUGCCGAAAAGGCCCGGCGGCUGCAGCAGGGGGGCCCCCAAGAGUCUCCAAUGGGGGCCCCCUCGCUGGCUGGCUGCAGCCCCAGGGCACAGCUGGCGGCCCUGCAGCAGCAGCAGCAGCAGCAGCAGCAGCCACAGCAGCAGCAGCAGCAGCAGCAGCAGCGGCUCACCAGCGAGGCCUACAGCGAAGGCGGGUCUUCUGUGUCUUCUGCUGCCUUCCCGCUGCGCGGCCACAGUGCUGCUGCUAAGGCGCUGCAGCUGGAGACGCUGCAGCAGCAGCUGCGAGAGCGGCUCGAGGGAGAGCACCCGCAGCAGCAGCAGCAGCAGCAGCAGCAGCAGCAGCAGCAGCAGCAGCAGCAGCGUCGGAGUGUCCCCUGGGGAGAAGCCCCAGUGCCCUCCCCCACUGACAGCCACAUUUCAGUUGUGGCCCCACAGCCGCCGCAGCCGCAGUCCCUGAGUGCGCAGCAGCAGCAGCUGCAGCAGCUGCAGCAGCUGCUGCUGCAGCAGCAGCAGCAGGCGCAGCGCGCGGAGCCCUUGCUGCCCGCAGGUCUGGGCGGCAUGGAGCCGCUGGAUGCAGCAGCAGCAAGACACAAGCAGCAGCGGCAGCUGCAGCAGCUGCAGCAGCAGCUGGACCAGCUGCAGCAGGAGCAAGAGAGCCUGCGGCGGCAGCAGGAGCUGCUGCAGCAGCAGGAAGGCGGGGCUGUCGCUGCGGCUGCAGCAGCAACGGGCGCAGCAGCAGCAGCAGCAGCAGCAGCAGCAGCAGCGAAGGGGCCCCACAUCCGGGGCCCCCUGCCACCCCCCUUCCGGGAUCGGAUCCCACAAGAACUAGCAGCACUUGCUGCUGCUGAUCCCAAAUGUUUUGUGUCUCCUUUUCCUCUUUACAACUAUCCCCCUGUGUCUUCAUCCCGAGGAAGCAAAAGCGAGCAGCAAACCAGCAGCAGCAGCAGCAGCAGCAGCAGCAGCAGCGGCGGCAGCAGCGCGCGCAGCCCCAGCGCCGUGUCGGGCCCCGACGCAGCCAGCAGCAGCAACCCGCAGCAGCAGCAGCAGCAGCAGCAGCAGCAGCGGGGGGGCCUGCCUUUCAGCCGUCCGUCGGAAGUGUCGCCGCUGCCGCUGGCGGGCCUCACAGCAGCAGCAGCAGCAGCAGCAGCAGCAGCAGCAGCAGCAGCAGGCUCCGCACAAGACUCCUGCAGGCGGCAGUGGCUGCUGCAGCGGCUGUCCAGACGCUCCAGGCUGCAGGGCCUCGAAGCAGUUCAUCAAAAGACAAGAGAACUUUCUCCCGCUUUGAGUUCCAUUUCCCGCAGCAGGAGACACAGCAGCAGCAGCAGCAGCAGCAGCAGCAGCAGCAGCAGCGGCAGCAGCGGCGGCGGCGGUGGCGGCAGCAGCGGCGGCGGGGAAGCAGACGCCGCAGCAGCAGCGCAGCAGGAUCUGGCUGCGCCGCAGGCCGCUCAGGCGCUGCAGCGACAUGCUGCUGCUGCUGCUGCUGCUGCUGCUGCUGCCAGCAGCAGCAGCAGCAGCAGCAGCAGCAGCAGCGGGGCCCGCAGGGCCGAGGUGAAGCAGCGAGAGCUGGCCUGUGCCACCGAGGCGGACUCCCCGCCUCCGGGCUUGGCAUAA